AUGAUGCAAAUGCAACAGCAUCAGGGCCAGGUGCCCCCGCCCCCUCCGCCGCCGCCUCAGUUUGCGCCAUCACAUCAGAUCGCGGCGAUGAAUGAGGCUGUUUGGUUGCAAAUAGGGAGCUAUGCCGAGGUUCUGCGCAAUGCAGAUGAAGCCAUGCACGCAUACGAGCGCGCUCUCCAGGCUAACCCCAACUCAAGCCAGGCCAUGAACGCAAUUGGCCUACUCUACAAGACCCGUGAAGCUUUCGAGAAGGCGCUAGAGUUCUUCCGCGCCAUCGUUCAGCUUGAGCCCAACAACGGCGAAGCUUGGGGAAACCUCGAAAAUCUUCAAAAGGCCUACGAUGCAUACCAACAGGCUUUGGUAAACUUGAGAGACCCUAAGACAACGCAGGAUCCUAUGUUGUGGUAUGGUAUAGGUAUACUGUAUGAUCGAUAUGGCAGCUACGAUUACGCUGAAGAAGCGUUCUCUCAAGUUAUGAACAUACAGCCUGAUUUCGAGAAAGCAAAUGAGAUCUACUUCCGACUCGGUAUAAUAUACAAACAACAGAACAAGUGGGUUCAGAGUCUUGAGUGUUUCAAAUACAUUGUCAAUUCUCCUCCUGGUCCCUUGACGCAGGAAGACAUCUGGUUCCAGAUUGGCCAUGUCCAUGAGCAGCAGAAGGAUUUCGAUAGCGCUAAGGCUGCCUACCAACGUGUCCUCGACCAUUCACCCAACCAUGCUAAAGUUCUUCAGCAGCUUGGUUGGCUGCAUCACCAGCAGAGCAACACCUAUGAGAGCCAAGAUAGAGCCAUCCAAUAUUUGGAGAAGUCGGUCGGCGCAGACAAUCAAGAUGCCCAGAGUUGGUAUCUCUUGGGCCGAUGCUACAUGUCGCAGCAAAAGUAUCCAAAAGCCUAUGAGGCUUACCAACAAGCUGUUUAUAGAGAUGGAAAGAAUCCAACUUUCUGGUGCUCCAUCGGUGUGCUUUACUAUCAAAUCAACCAGUACAGGGACGCACUUGACGCUUAUUCUCGCGCCAUCAGGCUGAACCCUUAUAUCUCAGAAGUUUGGUAUGAUCUGGGAACUCUGUACGAAAGCUGCAACAAUCAGAUUACGGAUGCUUUAGAUGCUUACCAGCGUGCUGCUGAGCUUGACCCUAACAACCCCCAUAUCAAGGCAAGACUUCAGCUCCUUCGCUCUGGUGGUACCAACGGAGGACCUCCUCCUGCUCCUCAGCCUGCAGAUGUUCACCCGCAAGCUUACCAGGCCGCUGGUCCCGUUGGACCACAAUGGGGAGGAUCAACUCAACAGCCGCCUGCUGCCGGUCCUCCACCACCUCCUCAAGGCCCCGGAGAGAACUGGGCGGGCAGACUGUCUAACAUCAACCCUCCACCGCAACCCCCCAAUCCCUAUGAAGCCCGAGGCGAGCCUUUCCGUGGAGGACCUGCACCACCUCUGCGACAACCUAGCCCUCAGCAAGAGCAGUUGCGCCAGCCCUAUAACGACCCCAACCGAGGCGGCCCUCGCCGUGGUCAAACACCCCCUCCUCCCGGCCAUCAAUACUCUCAACCACCGCACGCUCCUCCACAAUCCCAGCCUUCUGCUCCCGCUUCUGAGCGACGAGUCGCAAAUCCUAACUGGGGUGGAGCGACACCGUCAGCAUCAGCACCCCCACCCAGCAACAUCAAUGGUCCCAACGGCAUGGCUCCUUUCCGACCUACCAACAGCCCUAGACCCGAUGGCCGCCCUGUUCAUGACAACCGCAUGCCUUCGCCAAAAUCUGCAUACCCUCAGCACCAAGCCCCUCCUCUGUAUCCUCAACAUCCUGAGAUGGCUGCUCAGGGAACUGAGAAUGGCCCUCAAGGACCAUCCGGGCCGCCAGGACCGCCUCCUCCACCCGCAGUGGCGGAGGCUGCCAUGCAGAGAAUGGAUGACCGGCCACCUUCAGUCGGCCCCAAGCGUAUGCGAGAGUGGGAAGAAGAAUCUGCUGCCAAGAAGCAAGCCAGUGAGGAAAACCGAGUUCGACUCGAUGACAUGCGUCAUCGAAGACCGUCAACUCCUCCUCGUGAUAACUAUCGUCGUAACUCUUCCGAAAUUCGACGGGCCGAUGAUACUCGCCGACCUGAUGAACCACGCCGCGAGGAACCCCGCAGACCCGAAUCAGCACCUCGCCAUGCCACUGAGAGCUAUCAUCCCUCAGAAGCAGCCCACCACCCCCCGAGCCACGCCCCUGGUCCCAGCCACUUACCACCAAUGCAGCAGCCACCUACUCCGAUGUCUGGCGUUGUUCAUGAGAAGCCACCAGUAUCUGCUACACCCAAAGAAGAUCGUCCCCCAAGUCUGGAACAUGUUCCUCCACCUACUCGCGCAGCCCCCCCUACAGAGCCUGAAAGGGCAGCAAGAAAGAUGGACGUUGACGAGGACUAUGAUGACAGUGGGGAAGACGAGAAGAAGGCGACUAUUGUCACAAAUGGCUCUGGUCCUAGUUCGGCAGCUGGAGAUGCCAAGACAUCCACUCCCGCGAAUGCUGGUGUAAACGGAGUUUCUGGUACCAUCACAAAAGUUGAAUGA
Molecule: messenger RNA, 2547 nt
Organism: Fusarium subglutinans
Lineage: Eukaryota; Fungi; Ascomycota; Sordariomycetes; Hypocreales; Nectriaceae
Product: putative TPR-containing protein
Exons: 8
Coding region: 1-2547 (848 amino acids)
Biological process (GO): regulation of gene expression
Molecular function (GO): chromatin DNA binding; protein binding; RNA polymerase II cis-regulatory region sequence-specific DNA binding
Source: RefSeq, a predicted model, not a curated record